UGCAGUUAUAUCCCCUUACAAUUUAAUGACCAACACCUUUCAUCAAGCCAAUCCAUUCCCUAUAUAAGCAAAUCUCAAGUCCCCACGAAUCACAUAAAAAAAAGAGAGAGUUUGGUGUUUGAGAAUUGACUCGAUAUCCUGCUCCUCCUCCGCUCAUGGUGUCCUUGCAAGCAGCCCUUCCUAUUGAGAAGAAGAAAAGGUCGUGCCCCAAAGUUGAGAAUUUUUUAUCCAAAAAGAGGAAGAAGAGGAAUGAUGAAGAAGAGGAUGGAGAAUUGCCCGCGAAGGAUAUAAAAGUGAACAAAAAGGAAGAGAAGAAAGACGAGAUCGAUCUUAAUCUCGACGCUCCGUUGCCGAUGGAUUGGCAACGGUGUCUCGAUAUCGAGUCCGGCCAAAUCCACUUCUACAACACGAAGACUCGCCGGAGGACGUCGACGGACCCCCGGCUGAGCUUAGACCCACCGCCAGGCUCGCCUUUGAGUCUCGACCUCGAGCUCAACCUCGCCAGCCCCGAGCCGCCGCCGAUUAGAGCAUCGACGCGGCAACAGGAGAAGCCCAAGACGGACUUCAGAGGCGGUCCCUUGUCGCGGGUCUCACCUUUCCCCGACGCCGAGGAGAUGGUGGCGGCGGUCUGCGCUCGCUGUCACAUGCUGGUGAUGAUGAGCAAGGCGGCCUUGUCUUGCCCUAAUUGCAAGUUCGUGAACCGGCCUGAGCGCGUCUUUUCAACGGAGAUCAAGCCAGCGGUAAAAAUUUUGCGCUGCAAGGAUCAGGAUACAAGGACAAAUCAUUGGAAUACAACAAAUAAGGAACCAAUUAUGAUGGGGAAUACUUAGCGAGACUCACAAUCUUAAGUCUUCUAAAUUGCACUUACUUCAUGAGAGAUGAAACCGCUUCUACAACGGCCGUAACUGUAUAGUUGUACUCCUUCCAUUCCUAGUUAUUUGACAGUCAGUUAUAAAUUGAUCUUAUGAUUCAUUUUUUUUACAUAAUCUGAGGACGAACUGUGAAAGACGUUUGAGACGAGUGUAAUUAUUUUUUGCUACAAAAAUAAGUGUAUGGUUGUAGUCACGAG
Messenger RNA from Zingiber officinale, 1069 nucleotides. RefSeq lists its product as uncharacterized. The transcript is spliced from 3 exons. Gene Ontology annotation, molecular function: protein binding. The record is from RefSeq and is a predicted model, not a curated record. Lineage: Eukaryota; Viridiplantae; Streptophyta; Magnoliopsida; Zingiberales; Zingiberaceae. Bases 156 to 830 code for a protein of 224 amino acids.